This is a messenger RNA of Wickerhamiella sorbophila, 1266 nucleotides long. Its product is annotated as Ino eighty subunit 1. The coding region runs from base 1 to 1266 and encodes 421 amino acids. The transcript has a single exon. The record is from RefSeq and is a predicted model, not a curated record. NCBI's taxonomy places the organism in Eukaryota, Fungi, Ascomycota, Dipodascomycetes, Dipodascales, Trichomonascaceae. Gene Ontology annotation, cellular component: Ino80 complex.
AUGGAAGCCGAAGCGAAGGACACCACGAAUCGACGAAAGCGCCCAGACAAAAAGAAUUUCCAGUCUAUGAUGGCGACCAAGAUGCGGCAUCUCAAAAAGAAAGAUGGUGAGCCACUUUGGAGAGCAGACAUUCAGUACGAUUUCCUCUCAGCGAUCUUCCGGAACGAGCAAAAGGUAUUUACGAGUGCCUACCAGAAGAAGCCUGGAUUCACCUUUGCAGAUAUUUAUAUUGAAGCAAUGGCAGAGUCUACUCGGUGCUCCAAAGUUCUUGGCGAGAAGCUUCGCACCGAUAGAGAGGCUGGCAUAGGGAUUGCAAUGGUGUGCCUGCUGGUGAAUAUUGGGCGCAUGAAUACAACGCUGAACUUUUUCCCUGAAAUGAAGGCUCAAUUGCGCACAUACCAUCCGAUCCCUAGUCUUCAAAGCAAUACUAAUGCGGACUAUAAACAACUCCAGGAUGCACCAAGACUGAAAUCAAUAUUGAAAGGCGCGUGCGAGAACCAGAACGAACCAAGCACAUUCGAAGAACUUAAAGCGAGCAAACUGGUACCUAAAACAAAUCCAGUGAAUGUCUUGUUUUUGCUGACCAGCUUCAACUCCCGCAUAGAAGAGCAGAUGUUCGACAGCACCUUAAAGUUCUAUGAUUUACUCAUGAACGAGAACCUCAGCUCAUCAUCGCGAGCCAGGUCGUUUCUAUGGCUCAUGUGGGCGUGGUUAGAAUCUGAUCUAAGUCCUGAACAGCUCAAACUCAAUCCCUUUGGUGACGGCGAAGGCACUGUGCCUAUUCCUUACACCAUGACCGCCGAGGAGAAAGCGCUUGAAAACAUCGACACUCCGGCGGAGAUUUCGUUUGGCAAACAAAAGACAUUACAGAGACUAACAUAUCUCGAAGGAAGUGUGCCCCAGCCACCUCGACGACGAGCAGGCCCAACUAUUUUCGCCAGCAAUCAGAGCAAUGCUGUUAGUCUGCCCACGCCGCGUACAGCUAAGGAGAGAAAGAUUUACGACGAAUUUGCGACUCUCUUGAAGGAAAAACGAACCCGACGAAAAGAACGAAGACAAAAAGCGGGCAAUGUUAUUCGACUGUGGAGCUCCAUGAAAGACAUAGAUGCCGGCUACGACUCGGAAACCGAAUUCUUCUGCAAGGAUAGCGGUUCGUCUGAAGCUAUGGUCGCGGUUGGAGUUACCAACGAAGGUGGGGACUACGGCGAGCUCGUAUCUUCAUUCUCAAGAAGCCUCAGAACCAUUGCAAAGAAACUAAACAUUUAA